UGCCUUCUUUGUGUCCGUAACCUAUUUCCUCUACACCUGCCCCGACCGCCGACCGCCGACCGACAGACGACUCCGCCCGCUUUGGAGCGUUAAACAGGGGCUUUUGUGGCUUUUUCCAGCCUCUCUCGAGAGCGCUUGCCUCUCUAUAUAGAUGAUGACCUCGUCCCAGCCGCGAGGUGAUGUUGGUGGCAGCUUUGCCAGCCGACGCGGUCAUGGUAGCCAACUCUCCAUCUCCGAUCCGAGCCAUCAUGUCACCGAGGCUAUCGGCACUCUCUACGGCGACGAAGACGAUUAUUCCAACGAUCAACGCCCUCUGAGCUUCAUGCCCAAUAGCCAACCCGAGCAGAUGCAUAGACACAACCCCGCUGAUUCUCCCAACAAUGAAGAUCCCCGAGACUCGCGCCGGGCGUUGCUGCGGUCAAAUUCCGAUCAGUCAGGCAUCCCUUCGACAACCAAUGGAGGAGGUAGCAGUCCUCAGUUGAAAAAGGCCCAUACCAUGCCCGUCGGGGCCCCCGGCCAUCGAGGUGGUGGCUUAUUCGAGAAUGGUACCAUGUCGCCCGUUUCCCCCGCAUUCUCCCUCCGAGAUGUCCAAGCCGAUUCGUCCCAGUUCGCCAUUACCAACAUCGAACAUCCCAACGACAUUGCCCAAGAGUUGAGUAACCUGCAGGCGCUCCGUAGGAUGUCCAUGGACGUGGGAAACAAUUCAGAUCCUGAUCUGUUGCCGUUUUCCGGAUUGUCUCUGACGGCUAUCCCCUCCAUUGCGCCUUCGGGCGGUGACGACGAGGCUGAUCCGUCGAGGCUACUCUGGGUGCCCGCGGCCGUUCAUCCAGAGCUAGCGCCUACCGAAUUCAAAAACUUCCUCGAAAACCGCGUCAAGACGAUAAGGAGAAGGUCCGGCACCGGCGAUUCUCUCCUUUCUCCAGAUGGCCUCGACCGCAGCAACUCGGGCGGUUUGAAAAGGAAAAAGAGCAUGCUCUCCAGGCAGAUCGACAAUACGGGUGGUCGGGCUGCAGACAGCUACAUAGACGGUGCGGAGAGGUUGGAUAGCAAGCGGUCUAGCGAAAACUCAAUGGGAGAGCUAAGCUUAGAGGAGCUUGUGAAGGACCCCACAAGGGCGGUACAAAGGCUUGCUCGGGAAACAAAACAGUCACCAUCCACAGGGUCAGGAAGUAGCGCAGAUGAUGCGCCCAUUCUGCCCAUGGCCCCGGGGAUGGGACUUCGCCGGUCGACUCGCACCACCUACAGGAAAGGUGGCAGCAUGCGCUCCGGCGAACGCCUCUCUCUGGGCAAACGGGUCUCUGCUGCGCGGCGCAGCCAGACCGGCUCCGAAUCGCCAGAGACCGCACCUCCGCCCGGCGACGCUCCGCCAGGCCAUAAACUUGGUAGGGUACAGUCUGAGCCCAUCUCGGAGAACUUCUCGCGGCCGAAUCGGUCAAUGAGGCGGGCGCAACUGUUUGCGCAUCCCGAAUCUCACGCUUCCCUGACGGGUGGCGAAGAUCUGAGUUUAGCGGACGUCAGCGAUGCUACUUCAGCUACCGGUAGCGUUCAGGACGUGCUUACGACGCGGGCGUCCCCAGCGUCAGAGUCCAAGGGCCCGGUACCACAAAAGAUGGAUUCGCCUCUGCGAGAGGAGGAACCCAGCCAACCGACAGAAACAGACGAAAUAACAAGACCGUACCCACAAAGGUCUUCGUCUUCCACAAAGACAAACCAGGACAUGGCUCUGCGACAUAUGACUCCCGAUGAGUUGUCUGUGCAGGCAAACAAACGACCUGCCGCCGUCCGGAGCCCUCACUCAUCUUCUUCUGUACCCACGCUCCAGCAACAGCAGCAGCUAAGCCAGCAGCUCAACCAUGCCGCCCCGCAACCGCAGUCUCUGAACGACAUGGCGUCCCACCCGUCGCCCAUUCCCGGUAGUGGCGCUACUAGCACCGAUAGCCUCACCUUCAUCCCCACUUUACCGCCAGAAGAACGGAAAAUCGAAAAGAAAUCCAAAAAGGACAAGGACGACGACAGCUCCAGCGUUUUCUCUUCGAAAUCGUCCAGUGGCUGGUCCAAAUGGCUCAAGGGCAGCGGCGAGGACAAGGAGAAGAAGCGGAAAGAGGACGAGAAGAAGAAGAGCAGCAAGAGCCUGGUAGAAAAGGCCCAGGAUAAUGUCCGCCUGGACGUCCUGCAAAACUCCAUUGAGAGCGCCGUGAACAAGGGCCGCGAAAGCCUACACCUGGACCGCGAGAACGUCGACGCCAAACCGGCCGAGGAACGGAAAAGGGAGGGCAGUCGCAAAUCGGACCCUUCGAAGAAGGAGAAGGAGGGGGGAGGUUUGUUUUCCAGCCUCUUCGGCGGUAGUAAGAGGAAGAGUGACAAGCAGACGGUGAGCAAGAAAGGGCACCAACCACGCGUGUCCGAAGAACGCCCGUACCGGCCCCUGCGACCCGACGUCGACUACCCGUGGACACGAUUUCCUUUGCUGGAGGAGAGGGCCAUAUACCGGAUGGCCCACAUCAAGCUUGCGAAUCCGCGUCGGUCGUUGGCGAGCCAGGUCCUGCUCAGCAACUUCAUGUACAACUACUUGGCCAUCGUUCAGGCCAUGCACCCCCAAGCGCAGAUUCCGCAGUCCCCGCAGCAGAGGCGCUUGGAGGAGGAACGUCGACGGAGGGAGCAGGAAGAACAGUAUCUGGCUCAGCAGCAGAUGCAGCAGGAAACCGAUCAGGAUGCUCUUGACGAUUACAAUUAUGAGUACCAUCGGGUAUGAGGUCCACUUUUGAGAUUUGCGCAUUUCAUUUUCCUCCCUUGGCUAUCCGUCAUUUUCCCUCCUUUCUUUUGUCUCUCUCUCU
Sodiomyces alkalinus F11 is the source of this 2834-nucleotide messenger RNA. RefSeq lists its product as hypothetical. Gene Ontology annotation, biological process: positive regulation of G2/M transition of mitotic cell cycle; establishment of cell polarity. Gene Ontology annotation, cellular component: cell septum; cytoplasm. Lineage: Eukaryota; Fungi; Ascomycota; Sordariomycetes; Glomerellales; Plectosphaerellaceae. The transcript has 2 exons. The record is from RefSeq and is a predicted model, not a curated record. The coding region runs from base 152 to 2752 and encodes 866 amino acids.